Saccharomyces eubayanus is the source of this 1332-nucleotide messenger RNA. RefSeq names its product mevalonate kinase (gene ERG12). Gene Ontology annotation, biological process: ergosterol biosynthetic process; isoprenoid biosynthetic process. The transcript has a single exon. Lineage: Eukaryota; Fungi; Ascomycota; Saccharomycetes; Saccharomycetales; Saccharomycetaceae. Gene Ontology annotation, cellular component: cytoplasm. Bases 1 to 1332 code for a protein of 443 amino acids. Gene Ontology annotation, molecular function: mevalonate kinase activity; ATP binding. The record is from RefSeq and is a predicted model, not a curated record.
AUGUCACUACCAUUCCUUACUUCUGCUCCCGGCAAAGUCAUCAUUUUUGGUGAACACUCUGCUGUGUACGGCAAACCAGCUGUCGCUGCCAGUGUGUCUGCUUUAAGAACUUACUUGCUAAUAAGCGAGUCAUCCACCCCCAACACUAUUGAACUGGACUUUCCGGAUAUUGCUUUCAACCAUAAAUGGUCCAUCGACGAUUUCGAUGCUAUCAUCAAGGAUCAAAUGAACUCUCAAAAAUUGUCUAAGGCUCAACAAGCUACAGGUGAAUUGUCUCAGGAGCUUGUUGAUGUCUUACAGCCCUUGCUAGCUGAACUGUCCAAAUCAUUCCACUACCAUGCUGCCUUUUGUUUCUUAUACAUGUUUGUUUGCUUAUGUCCGCAUGCCAAGAAUAUUAAGUUCUCUUUAAAGUCCACUUUGCCUAUUGGUGCUGGAUUGGGCUCAAGCGCAUCCAUUUCUGUGGCAUUGGCCUUAGCUAUGGCCUACUUGGGCGGUUUAAUUGAGUCCAGUGACUUGGAAAAACUAUCCGAGAGCGAUAAACAUUUAGUGAACCAAUGGGCAUUCACAGGUGAAAAGUGUAUCCAUGGUACGCCUUCAGGAAUAGAUAACGCUGUGGCCACUUACGGAAAUGCUUUGCUGUUUGAAAAGGACUCUCGCAAGGGAACGAUAAACACAAAUAACUUCAAAUUCUUGGACGAAUUCCCAACUAUCCCAAUGAUAUUAACUUAUACCAGAAUUCCAAGAUCCACCAAGGAUCUAGUGACUAAUGUACGUGUACUAGUAACCGAAAAGUUCCCUGAAGUAAUGAAACCGCUCUUGGAUGCUAUGGGCGAAUGUGCUCUACAAGGGCUGGAUAUCAUGACUCAAUUGAGCAAAUGUACAGGCUCUGAUGAAGAUGCUUCAGAAAAAAACAACAUCCUAUAUGAGCAGCUGUUGGAACUAAUAAGAAUAAAUCACGGGUUGCUUGUUUCUAUUGGCGUUUCUCAUCCUGGAUUAGAAAUCAUAAAAAAUUUAAGUGAUGAUUUAAGAAUUGGCUCAACAAAAUUGACAGGUGCUGGUGGAGGCGGUUGUUCUUUGACUUUACUUCGUAGAGAUAUUACUCAAGAGCAAACCGAUAGUUUCAAAACAAAACUACAAACUGAUUUUGGUUAUGAAACAUUUGAAACCGGUUUAGGUGGUACCGGUUGCUGUUUACUGAGGGCAGAAGAUUUGAAUAAAGAUCUUAAAAUCAAAAACCGAAUCAUUCAACUUUUUGAAGCCAAGGAUACCACUAAACAACAAAUCGAUGAUUUGUUGUUACCAGGAAGUGCAAACUUGCCAUGGACUUCAUAA